AGCAGAUAUUUUGUUUUCCGAUAGUCAUCGCUACCCCGAAAGCAUGGAGCUCAAACUCCACACAUCAAUGGCUACUGUGGGAUCCAUUUCAAGCGCAGCAAACUCUGUCGUGUUCACCCAUUCCUCUACCUCCAUUCCUAUCUGCACCUACGCAGUUCCUGAUUCCAGCAGGCGCCGAAACGGCAACAAUACUAGCCGUUCCACUUACAAAACCUCUCCUUUGGGUAAGGGGAACCAUCCCAUAGAACCCAAAUUGAAGCUUGAUCAUCAAAACCAAAACGCCUCGUUACCCUUGAAUGUGGACUUGGUGGCCCUGUGUGAAGAGGGUAAGCACGAUCGAGUAAUGGAACUCAUGGGUCAAGGUGCUACUGCUGAUUACCGCGUUUAUCUUGCGCUCUUGAAUUUGUGUGAGCAUACAAGGUCGCUUGAAUUGGGGAAAAGGGUCCAUGAAUUCCUGAGAAUAUCGACCUUUCGUGGGGACGUUGAACUGAGCAACAGGUUGAUCGGAAUGUACAGCAAAUGUGGCAGUGUGAAGGAUGCACGCCGAGUGUUUGAUCAAAUGCAAGAGAGAAAUACCGCUUCGUGGCAUUUGAUGAUUGGUGGGUACACGGCUAAUGGUUUAGCGUGUGAUGGUUUACUGGCUUUUCAGAAGAUGAAGCACGCGGGGGUGCCAUUGGAUGGGCAAACUUUUGAAUUGGUUUUGGCUGCAUGCGCACAGGCAGAAGCUGUGGAAGAAGGGCUUUUACACUUGGAGUCAAUGAAGGAGAAUGGAAUAGUUCCAAGAGUGGAGCAUUACUUGGAGGUUAUAAACAUUAUGGGGAAUGCUGGUCGAUUGAAUGAAGCUGAGGAGUUCAUUGAGAAGAUACCAAUUGAGGUUGGAGCUGAGGGUUGGGAGUCUCUUCGAAAUUUUGCUCGAAUACAUGGAAAUUUAGAUCUUGAAGAUCGUGCAGAGGAGUUGUUAAAGUAUCUUGAUCCUUCAAAAACUAUUGUUGAUAAACUUCCUAUGCCUCCAAGAAAGAAGCAGCAUGAUAUUAACAUGCUAGAGGAGAAGAAUAGGGUGACUGAGUAUCGGUAUUCUAUUCCGUAUAAAGAAGAGGCUCAUGAGAAAUUAGGAGGUUUGAGUGGCCAGAUGAGGGAAGCCGGUUAUGUGCCGGAUACAAGAUAUGUCCUCCAUGACAUUGAUGAGGAGGAAAAAGAGAAGGCCUUGCAAUAUCAUAGCGAACGUUUGGCAAUUGCUUAUGGUCUCAUCAGUACACCCCCAAGGACAACACUUAGAAUCAUCAAGAACCUACGUAUCUGUGGGGACUGCCACAAUGCAAUCAAAAUUAUGUCCAAGAUUGUUGGAAGGGAGCUAAUUGUUCGGGAUAACAAGCGAUUCCAUCAUUUUAAAGACGGAAAAUGCUCCUGUGGAGAUUAUUGGUAGCGUUGGUAAAAGUGCUUAACUGUACAUACUAUUGAUGUUGUACUGCUAGAUUGUUUCUUAUUUGCAGACAAAUAUGUAAGGAUCAAUCAAAGAAGUUUUUGUUCCAUCAAUGAAUUGACCUGCGUUGUGUCU
Messenger RNA from Vigna umbellata (rice bean), 1555 nucleotides. NCBI's taxonomy places the organism in Eukaryota, Viridiplantae, Streptophyta, Magnoliopsida, Fabales, Fabaceae. The record is from RefSeq and is a predicted model, not a curated record.